Molecule: messenger RNA, 2028 nt
Organism: Colletotrichum costaricense
Lineage: Eukaryota; Fungi; Ascomycota; Sordariomycetes; Glomerellales; Glomerellaceae
Exons: 3
Coding region: 1-2028 (675 amino acids)
Source: RefSeq, a predicted model, not a curated record
AUGUCUACUCCAACUCAGAGUCUUGCUGAAUGCGUCCCCGACGACCAUUGCACAGUUGAUGAGGAAGAAUCGGCAUGGGUCAGAUCCCGCCCGACGGUCGAGCCAGGUGCUGAGGAGGGCUACGAUUUCGGUCUCUUGAUCCCGUCUAUCGACGACCUGAUUUGGACAAGCGGCACGGGUUGGGUCUUGUGUAUUCUUGGAGAUGAUGAAGAUGAUGAAGAAGAUGAAGAUGAUGAAGAAGAUGAAGAUGAUGAAGAUGAUGAAGAUGAUGAAGAUGAUGAAGAUGAUGAAGAUGAUGAAGAUGAUGAAGAUGAUGAAGAUGAUGAAGAUGAUGAAAAUGACGAGAAUGAGGGAUGGAGAGGAGGUGGGGAAUCAGGAGGAACAAGAGGAGAAUGCGAUGCUUCAGUCAAACUUGAAACGGAAGCUUCCGUCUCUAUAACGAAUAAGCACAGCCAUCAGCAACAUGAUCUCGGAGUCUACAACGCAGCCACGCUUUCAGAACAGCUUGAACAAAUGACACUCGGCGAAUCGAAAAGGUCCAAGACAUUCGCGGUGAUUCCGGAACAGCCUAGGAAUUAUGCAUUGAGCAGAGAGAGAUCUGGCUUCUCUCCGAACAACGAUGGAACCAAGUUCGUGCCUGUUCCUUACGGCAGGCCCAAAAAUACGGCUACGUCUCGCCGUGACAAGAGUUCUGCCAUUCCGGAUCGAAUCAUUGGUAUGCUCAGCCGCGAACGAGGCGCAGAAGAAACGCAAAUCAAACCCCGAGGGCCCGAGAGAAAUACGGGCUCUACACAGGACGAGUCGAGUCAGCUCACAAAAUCGCCCGGGCUUUCAAGAGAUAGCAACGCCAACAUCAAGCCACGUGAAUCACUCGAUGAGAUUGGCAAGGAACACAUACGAACGAGGGAUGAUCUUUACCAGACGCCGAGGGCAUCCAGAGAUACUCGCUUCUCUGGGCUGUCAAGCUCUCCGAGACUAAUGAUCGGUGGUCCUGGCUUUAGAGAGCAUCUAUACAGACUCCAUGAACAAAAGCCCAACUGCUUACGUUGCGGCAGAGUCUUUGAGAAUCAAGCUGACUCGGCAGAGCAUGCUCAGCUAGAGGAACCCUGCAAACUCGUCAAGAAUGUCUCUAUCGAAGGUUUCAACAAAGACCAGUUGAAGAAAUUGAAAAGUCGGAAGCGGGCACGAGGCGAUAGAUCAGAGGAAGAGAAUUGGAGGAAUAUCUACCGUAUACUGUUUCCGGAUUGCACUGUCAUUCCAGACCCUUUCUACAGAAUACAGUACGAUGACACCAUUGUAGGAUACAGUGAUCUUCAGGAGCUUUUCACUCAAGACAAUGACUCUGGCAUGGGCGAGCAGUUCUUCUCAAAACUAGAGGAAAUCGCUGAAGUCUCCCUCGACAGCGCCAAAAGGCGUGCAGUGCUAGGGCUCUUCAAGGCAUUUGCUCAAAAGAAGAUCGCCAGGACGAACGAAAGCCACGGCCCGCAGCAUCCAGGAGGCGCAUGUACUGCAUCUCAAAAAGCCACAUCCUCAUCGACUAUGGAAAACCCGUCUGACGCGAGGUGCGUUGAGGACCUCACUUCGUCGAUUCCCCAGGACCCACUUGUCGCGUCACUGGUACUAGAGACCGGUACAGACGGAAUCAAUGACACCGCGGGCGUUUCUUCAUGUUUCGCUACUUUCGGCUCAUUUGAUGAAUACGACUUCACUCAGGCGUUAUUGGAUGAUCAGAUUCCUUCGUCGACACCUUGGCAAGAGGCUGAUUCGAACUGUAUCGAGGGAGGCCUCAACCAAUUAUGCAGCUAUUCAUUCAACGAAUAUCUGGACAUGGCCGUUAUAUGCCCAGACAAUAUCUUAAAUGAAGGAAGCAGCGUCUAUAAUGGUGUCAGAAAGCACACGGCAUCGAACUCUCUGACACUAGCGUCAGUAGAAGCGGCCGUGGCAGAUGAGAAGGGCGAAGAGGCCGUCAACAUCAGCAACAAGGAUACAGAGGCUGACACUAACAGGAUGAUCAAUGCUAGAGAGUAA